Messenger RNA from Penicillium olsonii, 1203 nucleotides. Lineage: Eukaryota; Fungi; Ascomycota; Eurotiomycetes; Eurotiales; Aspergillaceae. The record is from the annotation of a GenBank genome assembly.
AUGGCUGGCUCGCACCACGCCAUCAUCUACGGCGCAUCCGGUCUUAUUGGCUGGUCUCUGGUCAACCAGCUCCUCCGAUCCUACGAUGUUGCCUCCUUUUCCACAAUCACCGCUGUCACGAACCGUGCACUCAACCUUUCAGAGUCCCGUUGGCCCGAGCCGGAUCGGAAUCAGCCAGACCUGCAGCUCGUUUCUGGUAUCGACCUGCGUCAUGGGGAUGGAGCUAAAUUGGCAGGCUCUUUGAAGGAGGUUAUUAAUGAUGUUGAGACCGUGACACAUAUAUUCUACCUGGUGUUUACUGCUAUAGACGACGAUCUGGAAGAGGUUGCGAUCAACAGAAGCAUGUUUCAGAGUGUCAUUGAUGCCCACGGCUUGGGGUAUGGCAUUUACGCGCCUGGAGGCACCUUCACUCCGCCCCUGCGCGAGGAAAUGGUGAAUAACCUCCCAGUCGACUACGCCAAGACCGUUGUGUAUCCAGCCUACCGCGAGCUUCUUACUACAGCAAGCGAAGGAAAGAAAUGGACAUGGUGUGAAUUUUGUCCGGAUGCGAUCAUUGGUUUCACACCCAACGGCUCUCAGUACAGCCUGGCACUACACUGGGCUCAGUACCUAUCCCUGUACGCUUAUAACCACGGCGUUGGUCCAUUCGCGCAAACAAAAAACUCAAACCCCGUGGAAGUCCCUUUCCCUGGAAACGCCGCCGGCGCCAACUCGCUAUUCUCUCCGGUGUCUAGCAGCACAAUCGCUCGCUGCAUGAUAAAUGCCUCCCUCCAUCCUGAAAUCUUCGGGAACGGCCAGCUGUUUAAUAUUGCAGACAGCGAGACACCUUGCAGAUAUGGCGAUCUUUGGCCCAAGCUGGCGAGCUGGUUCGGCCUGGUGGGCGUAGGGCCUAUCGAGGACUCUCAGGCUAAAGAUCAUAAUCUCGGAGUUGGUGAGCUUCCCAAAGCUACGCAGUCCUUGACACCGGGAGAAUAUAUAAUCAGGCACAGGGGAGUAUUUGAUCGAUGUAGACGUGCGAGUGCCAUCAGCGGAGGAGUUGGAGCCGGUCAUCGACAGCUGGACAGCGUGGGCUAUUGGCUAACGUUUGAUCGGGAAUUGAGCUUGAAAAGAUUGAGGGAGACUGGAUUUAUGAAAACCAGAGAUCCGGUUCACGGCUGGCUGGAAAGCUUUGAGAUGUUCAGGAAGGCCGGGCUGAUUCUGUAA